Cotesia glomerata is the source of this 1650-nucleotide messenger RNA. RefSeq lists its product as uncharacterized. The record is from RefSeq and is a predicted model, not a curated record. Bases 1 to 1650 code for a protein of 549 amino acids. The transcript has a single exon. Lineage: Eukaryota; Metazoa; Arthropoda; Insecta; Hymenoptera; Braconidae.
AUGCAGUUUGAAACUGCUAUUGCUAUGCAAAAGCAGUACCUGGAUGCUUUGUAUGCCAUGGUGGAUCGCUUAACUAAUGAGGAGCUUAACUCGCUUACGAUCACCGCUAUUGAGUCAGUGGCAACACAAAGCUCCAAGAUUUGGCUGGACAUCACUAACUUGAACUCGCUGAUCUUUGAGACGUACCCGGAAGUACUUGAACACGAGUACCACGUCGGGAAUCAUUAUACUAACGCUCACGCCACCUAUGCAAUCUUGGAGACCCGCAUAGCCACCCGCAAAGACGUCAUUCAGCAGGAGAUUGAUGCCAGAGAAGCCGCACAAACGCAACAAAACCUGGCUAUGCACAGCACCGCCUUCAUGGGAGGCUCAUCGGGUACUGGACUCCCAAAAAUUAAGCUCCAGAGCUUCUCUGGAGACUUUAAGCGCUGGGGACCAUUUUGUCAGCUCUUCUCUGAUAUUGUUAUUGACAAUGCACUUCUGAAAAACAGCCAGAAGAUGCAUUAUUUGAAGACAUUCACCAAAGAUGAAGCACACCAGCUUAUUGGAAACAUGUCAUCCACUGAUGAGUCAUUUGAGCCCGCAUGGAACCUUUUGAAAAGCCGCUAUUCCAAUCCUCGCCACGUUGUAUCAUCACAUCUUGAAGACCUGCUGGUUGGUGAGUCUGUUCCCGCUAGAUCAGCCGCUAAAUUGGAUUCCUUGUUACUAUCCAACCAAAAGGCUCUGGAUUCCAUCAAGGCACAAGGAGUUCGGGUAGAUCACUGGGACCUCAUAAUCAUACACCUGACGCUACGCCGCUUGCCGCCCGCCGUUAGAGAAGAUUGGGAGACCAGCCUGGGUCUUACUGAUAACAUGCCGACUUACGUUCAGCUCCACGAGUUUCUCAAGUCCAAAGUCAGGGCUUGGGAGAACUUGGAACCCGCUUCGGAACCCAAGAAGCAAUCUGAAGGUCAUAAAUCCGGAGGCUCACGCAGUAAUAAACCUCAGAAGACAACAUCCUCUUACACCGCUACUCAAUACAAAGCAAAGCCCAGAAGAAAUUGCCCGCUGUGCCCUGAGGAACAUUACAUGUUGUUCUGUCCAAUCUUUAAGGCCGCUACUUUGGAGGAACGAAUCGACAUAGUCGAAAAAUACCGCCUGUGCUACAAUUGCUUGGGCCCGCAUCGCGUCGCUGAUUGUAAGACCGCUCAAGGAUGCAGGAAGUGCAGUCAACGUCAUCAUACUUCCAUCCAUCGAGAUACACCGCCUAAAUCUGCACCACAGACACUUGCAGACAACGCACAAGAUCCGCUGUCCGCUCAAGUAUUGCUAGCUACCGCUUUAGUCCAGGUCCGCCCACAUCAUGGUAAUCCAAUCACCGCCAGAGUGUUGAUUGAUCAAGGUUCAGAGCUCUCAUUUAUGAGACAGUCGCUCUUCAAGAAGCUUGGACAACCGCUACAGCGUGACAUGGUCAUGCUCAAGGGAAUUGGCAAUGUCUCCGCAGGAAGCUCACUAGGUGUGAGCACAAUUGAGCUUCGUUCGCUGUGUACGACCGCAUCAAUGCAUGUCAGCAUGCAUAUUCUACCAACACUGACGGUAGAUCUUCCAUCGUUCGUGAUCGCUGAUCCGAAAUGGCUGCAUCUUGAGAAUCUCAAGCUCGCUGACCCAUAG